Messenger RNA from Cyclopterus lumpus (lumpfish), 3303 nucleotides. RefSeq names its product chromosome 2 C7orf57 homolog (gene c2h7orf57). NCBI's taxonomy places the organism in Eukaryota, Metazoa, Chordata, Actinopteri, Perciformes, Cyclopteridae. The record is from RefSeq and is a predicted model, not a curated record. The transcript has 8 exons. Bases 174 to 845 code for a protein of 223 amino acids.
GUACAGGAAGUCGGCAGCAGGUGCCACCGGAAGUGUGUUCGGUCCAGCCUUUGCCUGCAGAAAGGGAGGGAGCUAACGUCGUUUAUAUGCAUCAAACCUCUCAGUAAUUAAAUCCAAAACAAAAAUACUAUAUAAUACUUUAAAGAAUCCCCUCGUGGUCGUCAGAUUGUAAAAUGUCUUCAGCUGAAAUGAGUGCCGCGGUACCCAACCAUCGAAGGACCAAGCCCGGCGGUAUAAAGACCGGGGUCGUGACCAACAGCGCGUCUGGACCGACCUCCCAGAUCCCGGGCCUGUCCCAGACUGCCGAUGAAACCUCUCCGGUGGAGAGGAGCAGCGGGAGGCGCGUCGGGAUCUUCGCCUCAGACUCCGAGUACGUCAAGCUCGCAAAGGGAGGCGGACACAAAGGGCUGUUGAGUCAUGACGCCGAUACCGAUGACCAACCCAUGAAGGCCUACAAUCCACCGACCUGGUUUGGAGGGGAUGAGUCAAAGGGCGGAAGCAAACCUACGUCUCCCGACAGCAUGAUGAUGGCGAGCAAGCAGCUUCUGGCUGCACCGUUUGGGACUGAUAACAGUUCGACCUGGGAAAACGAUGAUAGAAUUUCCCCUGAUAACGAGAUGUCUCCUGAUGGAGUUGCGAACGACAUGGAAGGUCUGUCCAUGACCAACAAAUACAAGAGGACGUGUCACGAGAAGGCGGCUCUCCCGGUCAGCAUGACCAAGCUGCUGAGUCACGGCUACGUCGCCAACAAGAAGAAGUCCUCCACCGACGAUGACGACGCUUCAAGUGUGACCUCAGAACAGACCAGCACCGUCAUGACGGAGGAUGUGGACGAGCUGGAGUAGCGCGUUCAGGUUCUGGCUUUGGUGGGGGGGGGGAAAGGGGGUCCGUCCUAACACUGGUUCACGGUUCCUACAAACCUAUGACACACUACUACGCCCCCCCACCCCCCAUCUGGGAUUCACUCACAUUUAUUGUACAUCCACUGACUGUUAGGUUUUGUACUCAUGUUUAUGCAACGGUACUGUCCUCCUUUUAUUUAUUUGCUUUAAUUUGUAAAAAAAAAAAAAGUUCACGCUGAUUUUGUUGAGUAGACGUGUCGGUGCUCGCAGUAUAUAUAUAUUUUCCAUUUCUGUAUUGGCGUUCCUCGAUUUGAAAGACGAGUUGUGCUUAGUGGGGGAGGGAGAGGGAGACUGACAGGUUCUGGGCCCGGAGAGGCAGGUCGGGUGAGAAGGCUCAACGGUUGGAGCUGAAGCUUGGAUUCACCUGGCGGCUCGAGUUACUUUCCCUCCCUGGUUGUAUGAAGAUCGAGUUAGUAGAAUUUUUAAAGUGUUUGUUCUAAUGAAACGUGGUUCCAGUGACGUGAAAUAUGAUUUUGUUUGGAUCAAGGGCUCCUGCUCUCUGAAGGGAUGUCGGGAGGUUUGUGUGUUUUUUGGAAACGACCUGCCGGCCGCGACCACCGUGGUUCUUUUGGUUAAAAAGGGCCAAAGAUUACAUUUUGUUUAGGUUGCUGCUCUGCAAAAGGUGUCCCUUCUCUAUGACUUCUCCCCCCCCACACACACUAUUCUGUUGUCUCAGAUCUAAAAUCAAGAAACGUGCAUCGUUUGAUUGUCCAAGCUGUAUUUCGUCCGAUAGUCAGAAGAAAAGCCCCUUUUUUAGAAGAAAUAUACCUCAUAUUUAAAACUAAAGGAAGAGUUUACUGCAAGAUCCAUAUUCUGAUGAUUAUGAAACAGUAGGUCAAUAAGUGUUUGAUGCCAGCCACUUUAGGUCAGAAGCUUGCUAAUGAUGGAGCUAAAUUAGGACUCUCCUGUAUGUUAAAGCCCUCCCAGUGUUACUGCUUUCCCAUUCAGCCUUUUUAAACCCGUCACUCAUAGAUAAAGUAUUAAUCAUAAACUCCGGUGCCAGGGACGAGUUUUUAAAAGUGAGUUCUCAAUAUGCCAACCAUGCAGAGUGUUGUUUUUCACUCCGUAGACUCCAGUAGGAGAAGUUAGCGUUAGUGCACAGCUGAUCACAACGAACCCUCCAUCUCGUGACACGGUGUUUAGUAACGGUUACCAAUAUUAUCAAAACAGAUCUGUCGAUCGAGAGAAAGCUGCUUUAUUGAUUAUUUUAAAGCAAACAAAUCACUCAAUAACAUAACCUAUUUAUUACAACAGUGUAUUUUAUUUUUUAGCAAACGUCAGUAUUGCUGAACUUAAUACGUCCAUCUAUUUUCUGCCUCGUAAAUUAAUUUAUUUAAUUGAUAUCACUAUGAAGUAUUGUUAAUACCGCUGGGGGAAAAAAAACAGAUUAGAAGGAUUUCUGUGCCGACUGGUUUCCACCGUACUGUGACACUGGAUCCAGUUUAAUUUCCAAUUAACGAGACAUUAAUAAGGCCUUUAAAACAGAACUUUUGAAGCAUUUUCACACCCUUUUUGUUUUACUAAAAGAAAUGUUAAUCCCGGAUUUAAGUUGAGUGUUUCGUUAAGGUGCCGACUGGCGAUGGGGAAGGUUCACGGACGGAGGAGACGGGAAUGACUCCACCGCUUCCUCCUGUUGGCAUAUCUCAGUAAUGGUUUUCUUUUUAUUCGAUAGACGGUUCAGCUUUGUGUCAUUUAAACAGUUAUACUUUUUCUUCUUUUAGCCGCAACCGUGAACCCGACAGGGACAUUUGUCAGGCGGAGAAACUUCUCUUUAAAAUGAAAAAGCCAAUGAUUUAUUUGGGUGUUAACGGUGAGAUUAAAGCUCCGGGUUCAUCCUCGUAAAUCCAACAAAUUCAUCACCUGCAGCAGUAAGCGGACUGUCGUUUAAAAAAAUCUUACAGGAGACGUGUCAUGUUCAUCACAACCAAGCAAUGGUGCAUAAUUCAUCUCCAUGUGGUACUAAAAGGUGUUGCAGACUAGACACACAGGAUUUUAUUUUGCAGGAGGAGGAAUGCAUCAUCUUUUUUGAUAUAGUUUGCGUUGAGCAGGUUUAUUUUUUUAUGAACUGUUAGAUAUUCAGGUACAGUAUUUGUGUUGCUUCUCCUCCCAGUACGAGUUGGUGGUUCAUCAGUUUGCAAACCAAUAUAGCGGGAAUCUUUAGUGGCUUAACUUUGCAGAGUCCUCCUCGAAGUCUUGUCGCUUGCUUAUUUUUAUUUAUUUUUAAUCUGCAAGUGGUUCAUUUUGAAUGCAAAUGUACCAGAAGAGACUAAAGAAGGCAGCUUUUUAAACACAAGAUCGUGGGAGAAAACCCACGUGACAACUCGAUGUAAGACCCUGCUCUUUGUUGAUGACUGCACACAGACUCUCAAUUAUCAUUUCAAUAAAUGGGCAUGUGCAUGUA